Molecule: messenger RNA, 2129 nt
Organism: Capsicum annuum
Lineage: Eukaryota; Viridiplantae; Streptophyta; Magnoliopsida; Solanales; Solanaceae
Product: heat shock cognate protein 80-like
Exons: 7
Coding region: 1-867 (288 amino acids)
Biological process (GO): protein stabilization; cellular response to heat; protein folding
Cellular component (GO): perinuclear region of cytoplasm; plasma membrane; protein-containing complex
Molecular function (GO): ATP hydrolysis activity; ATP binding; ATP-dependent protein folding chaperone
Source: RefSeq, a predicted model, not a curated record
AUGAGUUAUAAAUUAAAUGGUUCUAACUUUUGGGUACAAUUGCGAGGUCAGGAACUAAGGAAUUUGUGGAAGCUCUUGCAGCUGCUGAAAAAGGUUAAAGAAGUUUCCAAUGAGUGGUCACUGGUGAACAAGCAGAAGCCCAUUUGGAUGAGAAAGCCUGAAGAGAUCACAAAGGAAAAGCAUUUGGAGGAGCAUUUGGAUGUGAAGCACUUCUCUGUUGAGGGCCAGUUGGAGUUCAAGGCUGUCCUUUUUGUUCCAAAAAGAGCUCCUUUUGACGUCUUUGAUACAAGGAAGAAGCCCAACAAUAUCAAGCUCUAUGUUCAUCGUGUGUUUAUUAUGGACAACUGUGAGGAGUUGAUGCCUAAAUAUUUGAGCUUUGUGAAGGGAAUUGUGGAUUCUGAGGACCUUCCUCUUAACAUCUCUAGAGAGAUGUUGCAGCAGAACAAGAUCCUGAAGGUUAUUCGCAAGAACUUGGUGAAGAAGUGUGUUGAGCUGUUCUUUGAAAUUGCUGAGCACAAAGAGGAUUAUAACAAGUUUUAUGAGGCCUUCUCUAAGAACCUCAAGCUUGGCAUUCAUGAGGAUUCUCAGAACAGGUCUAAGUUUACUGAACUGCUACGGUACCACUCCACCAAGACUGGUGAUGAGAUGACCAGCUUGAAGGACUAUGUAACCAGAAUGAAGGAGGGCCAUAAUGAUAUUUACUACAUUACUGGUGAGAGCAAGAAGGCUGUUGAGAACUCCCCCUUCCUUGAGAAACUGAAAAGGAAGGGGUAUAAAGUGCCUUACAUGGUUGAUGCCAUUGAUAAGUAUUCAAUUGGUCAUUUGAAGGAAUUUGAGGGCAAAAAGCUUGUUUCCGCUACCAUUUAAUUGUCAACGCAACUCAUUCUGACUCAUGCAAAUUCAGCUCAAUCUUCUUAUUUUGUAGUGAAAAUAUUUAGCAUAAGUAGCAAAAUAUUUAUGUUUUCAUAAUUAAUACAAAUCCUCAUAGUAAUGGCUUUGAUGUUUCUUAUGUGGUUGAACAACAAGAGAUGCUACUAGCUGAAACUGAGAAUUUGCAGAAGAGGAUAUCACUAUGACUGUUUGACAUAAUAAACAUCUUCAACCAGUUGUUCAGUCUGAAAGCUUUUUGGACCACUUAUUUUUAGUGAAAGUGAUAGUGUAAGUCGAAAGGGAAUUGGAGAAGUUGUGAUUAUAGAGGUUGCGGUGAAGAUGAAAAGAGAACGGAAGGUUUUAUAGGUGGCUGAGACGAGGAAGAAGAAGAAGCGCGAUACUGAUUUGAAGAUGUUACCAACUACUGUAGCUCGUGUUAAAAGUCAUGAUUCUAGCAUCUCAGUUGCACCGGCGAGUUUAGAAUUAUCUCCGAAAUACUACUUCGUGUAAACCGGCUGUGAAUUCUAACUUUGCAGAUAAUGAAUCAAACGAUGUGACAAACGAAAGCCCGAAAUUUGUAGAUCUUGAUGAGGAUGACUGUGUGGAAAUUGCAACCAGUAAUUCAGUGUUGAGAGAAAGAUAGCAGAAAAUGAGAGGCUUCAGGAACUAAGCAUGAUGCCAGCAGGAGGGGAGGCAAGAGUACAGUGCAAUACAGCAUUAUUUAGCAGGAAACAAGCGUCAACUUAACAUGAUGAAAGGCCAAGCUGGUGUCUCUACUUCCUAUGAUCCAUUGUCUCCUCAUCAUCAUGACAAGAAGUCCCUUUACCUUCACUAGGGCAAAUCGAAUAAAGCACUCCGAGGAUAGAACAUUUGUGCUUGGAAGGUCCAAAAUUACGUCUAAUCAAUGCUUAUGCUUAAGUUAGUACAACUUACCUCAUCUAAGACCUCUAAUGAAGUUUGUCUCGCUGCUCAGAAGAGUGUUAAUGUCAUCACAAAUGUUUCAAGUGAGUGCUCUUCAAUCGAAUGCUUUAUUUUUUUUCCUAUCUUGUUCGUGUAAACCAAGAAUCAUAGUUUUUUAAGACGCUAAUUUACUUGUGAUCGAUUCUGACUCUUUUCUUCAGCAAAACCUCGAAAUGUGACUUCUGCUUUGAAAACCAACACUGCAGAAGGAGAUGCUAUUGGAUUGGAAACCAAAAGAAAGUCCUCCGGAAGGUAUUGCGAAUUGCUACUAUGACUGCUUGUUGCCUUCUUGGAUAUUA